AUGGCAUUUCAAUCAAGUUAUUCUAAAGAAAGACAACUUUUAUCACCACAAAACCAACAAAAACUUUAUGAAUUAAUAAGUCAAUUAAAAAGAUCAAGAAAUAUUAAGAUAGGAUAUAACGAAACAACUAAAUCUAUUAACAAAGGAACAGCAAUUCUAGUUGUAUUAGCAGAUGACUGUGAUCCAAAGUGUUUAACUGAAGCAGUUGCAUGUAAUUGUGAAAAUGUAGGAAAAGAAUAUAGAUAUGUUUCAUCAAAAUCAGCAUUAGCUAAAGCGUGUAAUUUAAGUAAUAAUGUGAUCUCUUGUGCUAUAUUUUGUGAGAAAGAAUACGAUAAUUCUAAAAUAAUUCAAUCUCUAUCAAAGACUUUGAAAUAA
Hepatospora eriocheir is the source of this 375-nucleotide messenger RNA. The record is from the annotation of a GenBank genome assembly. Lineage: Eukaryota; Fungi; Microsporidia; Hepatosporidae.